GCGGGCUUGUUCACUUGUCCUUGAAGAAGAUACACAGUUGAUUACCAAAAAGAAGAAGAAUAUACACAGUCAAUCUCCUGCCUUAGCCUUUUGCUAAUCGUUGUUUCUCUUCACCUUCAAAUCCCACAUGCCCGUCUUUAGUCUCGCGAAGGGCGACUAUUUUGUCAGUAAUGUCCAGAGCAUCUUAUGAUGGAGUUCUGGAAGAAUUAAUUGAAGAUUCAAAGUUUGCUCCUCUAAAUGUUGAUAUUCCUAGAUAUGGCCCAUCUGCUUUGUUGCUGCUGGGACAGUGCAGGUAAUUGCUAAUGUUCUAUUAAUACUUGCUUUUCUCCCAUCCAUAGACAAGUUACAUCUACUUUUGUUGGUCCAGAACUUCUUUUCUGUAUGGUGUUGAGCAACUGGUAUCAGAUACAGAAACUUCUAAAGGAGUUGGAUAGUGAGUGUCUCAAGGUUAUUCUUAUUCAUUGCACUGAAGACAUGCUUUCUAGCUCGCUUUCGGAAGCAAUGCAUACUCAACAGUUCAAUUUGCACCCGAAGAAUAUAUCUUCAUAUAUAUAUAUUUUUUUGUGCGGUUUGUACAGUGUAGUUUCCUCAACUUGAUCCAGCUUUCUUUUCCAAACAAAUCUUCUCUACAUCCCUUUGUAGAAAAAGAAGAUGCAGAAUCAUGAUCUUAUGCAGUUUUUCAGUAAUGAAGUUCAAACAUCAAUACUUUUCUGCAGUGCCAAAAGUAACCACAAAAUGUAUCUGGGAAGCCAGAUAAAGGGCUGCAUCACUUUGAGCAAUUAUAACUUGCUCUUCUUGUUGCUUGAUACCUCAAAGCAACAAUGAGACUGACUUCCAUCACAAAACUACUCAAACUAAGACGUCCGCAUGAAUUCCUGAUGGAGCAUUGUUCAGACAUGAAAGAAUUGAUGAAGUUUCAUUGCCAAAUUAUUACAAAUGGCCUUUCCACUGAAACCAUCUUUCUCAGCACCCUUCUAUCCUUUUGUGCAACCCCCACUUCUGGGAACCUGGGUUAUGCUCGAUUGAUUUUCAGUCAGAUAGAUAUGCCCAAUGUGUUCAUGUUCAAUACCAUGAUCAGAGGUUAUGCUUGGAGCUUUAAUCCUAAAGAAGCCAUCUCUGUUUACAUUCACAUGCUCCGUUCUGGGUUAUUUCCCAAUAAGUACACAUUCCCCUUUGUGAUCAAAGCCUUAUCAAGGGUUACCGACUCCACAAAUGGUGAAGCCAUCCACAGUUCCAUCAUUAAGUUUGGGCAUGACUUGGAUAUUUUUGUCUCAAAUUCCCUUAUGCACAUGUAUGAGAACUUUGGAUUCACAGAAGCUAUCUUCAAGUUGUUCAAUGGAAUCAGUAAACCAGAUCUAGUCUCAUGGAAUAUUGUUAUUGGCAACUUUUCUCAAUAUGGUUGCCCUAGUGAUGCAUUAAUUGCAUUUGGUGAGAUGUGUUCUAGUGGAGUUAAACCCAGUGCAGUUACACUUCUUGCUCUUCUCUCUGCUUGUUCCAAAUUAGGGGAUCUGCAUCUUGGAAAAUCAAUUCAUUUAUAUAUAAUAAAGAAGGACAUGCAGAUGAGUGUAAAUCUUGAAAAUAGUCUACUUGAUAUGUAUGCAAAACUUGGAGACUUGGUUUCUGCAGGAAAAUUGUUCUGUAGAAUGUCUGUGAAAACGGUUAUCUCAUGGACCUCUAUGGUUGAUGGUCUUGUUCGAAUUGGGGAGGUUGAACGUGCAUCUUUACUUUUCAAUCAGAUGCCAUGUAGGGAUACAACAUCUUGGAAUGCAAUGCUUAAUGGGUUUAUAGUGGCAAGGGACAUGGAUUCUGCUAAUCAGCACUUCAAGGCAAUUCCCCAAAGGGAUUUGGUUUCAUGGAACAGUAUGAUUGUUGGAUAUGCUCAGAACAAGAAAAUUGUGAAAGCCUUGGAGUUCUUUAGGGAAAUGCAAAUUUCAGGGGUAAAGCCAGAUCAGAUCACUCUUGCAAGUGUGUUGACUGUCUGUGGUUUAAUUGGUGCUCUUGAUCAUGGAGAGGUUACUCACUCUUGCAUGGAGAAACAGAAUAUAAAGGGUGAAGAGAUUGAGAUAGCUCUAAUGGAUAUGUACUGCAAGUGUGGGGCUCCAAGGAAAGCUCUAAAAGUAUUUGAUGAAAUGUUUAGGAAGUCCGUUUUGGCCUGGAGUGCCAUGAUUGUUGGAUUUGCCAUGAAUGGUCUUGCUAAGAGUGCUCUUUUGUUCUUCUCCAGAAUGCAGGUUGCUGGAAUAAGACCAAAUGAGAUAACAUUCCUUGGUGUUCUAUGUGCCUGUAGUUAUGCUGGUCUAGUCAAAGAGGGUCAAACAUUCUUCAAUGCAAUGAAGCAGGUGUAUGACAUCCAACCAAGGUCUGAACAUUAUGGGUGCAUGGUUGACAUUCUUGGUCGUGCAGGCCUCUUAUACGAGGCAGAGAGCUUUAUUCAAAACAUGCCCAUCAAACCUGAUGCAGGUGUUUGGGGGGCCCUACUUGGUGCAUGUAAAAUGCAUGAUGAAGUUCAUAUGGGUGAGAAUGUGGCAAAGAUUUUAACCGAUAUGGACCCAAAUGAUUCAGGUCGUUAUGUCCUCCUCUCCAACAUUUAUGCUGCACAAAAGAGAUGGCCUGAUGUAGAAAGAGUGAGAAAGUUGAUGAGAGCACAUGGAGUGCGGAAGACGCCUGGUGUGAGUUUGAUUGAGCUGCGAGGUGAGAUGCACCAAUUUUUGGCUGGAGACACAUCACACCCUGACACCCAAGAGAUAUACUUGACACUGGAAGAGAUCACCAGAAGACUAAAAGGGGCGGGGUAUGAACCAGAUGGAGCUCAAGUGUUAUUUGACAUCGAUAAUGAGGAUAAGGAACAAGUCAUCUUCUAUCAUAGUGAGAAAUUGGCCAUUGCUUAUGGGAUCUUGAAGGCUGCUCCAGGGACUGCCAUAAGAGUCGUGACAAAUCUUCAUGUUUGUGGUGAUUGUCAUUCUGCUGCAAAGUCAAUCUCAAAGGUCUUUAAUCGCAAAAUAAUCAUUAGAGAUAGGAAUAGGUUUCAUCAUUUCAGAAAGGGUGAGUGUUCAUGUUUAGGUUAGGGAUGAAAGGAAUAGGUGGAAUAUCAAACAAGGUAUUUGAGAAUCAUCCUCACCAUUUGGAAUAAAAACAAAGACACACACGGUCUGCAAAGAAGCAUUGAAUUUGAA
Molecule: messenger RNA, 3170 nt
Organism: Nelumbo nucifera (sacred lotus)
Lineage: Eukaryota; Viridiplantae; Streptophyta; Magnoliopsida; Proteales; Nelumbonaceae
Source: RefSeq, a predicted model, not a curated record